GACCUCUCUUAUGGCAGCUUCUUCCCUACCAAUGGAAAAAGAUUGGAAGACUUCCACUACUGUGACUAGAAACCAUUUCUAUAACCCCGGUCUGACGAAUCGCACAUAUGUCCUCGCUGGAGUGGCAUUCUCGGCUAUCAUCAGCUGCUGUUGCAUCGUUGGAGGCACUGUUAUUAUUUCUACUCGCGGACUUUCGGGUAUGGUUCAUCUGCUGUCGGAGGAUGACAGCAAUCUGCAGUUACAGAUGCUGUGCCUGACACUAAAUUUCAUCGUCACUGUAUGCACGGAGUCUAUAGGCUUAAUGCACGGUAUCUCGUUGCGCUCUGCACUAGCCUCAGAGUCCCGGCUUAUUUUCAGCACGAAUCUGCGCCUUAUAACCGCAGCUCGCAGAUGGCUCAGCCCAAACGGUGCUCUUCUUAAUGGUCUCAUGACCGUCCUCCUCAUCAUAUCCUACACCUCAGUCUCACUCGCCUGGGAUAUAUCACGGAUUUACUUCAAUGACAGUAAAAUGAUAUAUCAUAUUGACACUAUGGCCUGCCUCGUUCUGGGAAUCGCACUUCUUCUGCAGGUGGCGAUCGCAUUUGCAGGGAUGCGAUCCAUCGAAAUAUUGACGUGGAGCUCCUCACCUUUUGACCUCAUCACUGCUCUAGUACACCACGCACAGUUGACUCCAGUGUCUUCCCGGUGCAUGCGUGGCGUGGUCGACCUGGAUAUAGUUGAAGGUCCAGCAAAACCAUUAGAGGUACAGCCAUCAGCGUGGAAUGCUCACCGUAGCAUCCAAAAAGUUGUAUUGUCUCUUUGGGUGCUCGUCGUGGCAUGUGCUGGAUGGGCUGUGUUUGUCAGGUGCAAACAGAACACCCCCACUCCGUCCAAAUCGUGGUCAUUCACUGACUGGAAAGUUGGUUAUUCCUUCAUCUACACUAUCAUGCCCUCGGGGGGUGUCAGUGUUCAGACGUGGAUCGUGGCCAUUGUCAUCCAGGCGGUUAUCCAGGGACCAUUGACACUUGGGCUGCAUUGCUCGGACCUCAUUGUGAACAUCAUUCAAAAUGAAAUGCAGUGGAGAUGUGCUGCAACAAGGAAUGGGCUUCACAUGAUGAACCCGCUGAAGGCAUUUCUCAUGAAUCGCCUCGGUCUUGUCCUUUUUGUCCUGAAGUUUAUGCUAUACUGGAUGUUUGGGCUGUCAUUCUUCUUCCUGUUUUCCUCCUCAAAGGUCACAAUUGGGGAUCUCCGUGUAAUCAUGUAUGUAAACCAGUCGCUACAACAUCCUCACACACUCGUGCAGAUCUCCAACUUAUGUAUAGCACUGUUGAUAUUUGCAUGUGUCUUCACUUCCGCCUCACUGCGCCAACCACACGGCCCCCAGCCAGCCACAUACGGGCACCUCCAGACGCUCGCCAACCUUGUGGAUGAGUGGUUGCCUAUGAUGUGGUGGGGUCAUAAGGAGGAUGGGACCCCGUAUUGUCAUGCUGGGACGAGCAAUCAUCCACUGCUGGGUGUGAAGAUGGACUGUGUUUAUGCUGGUUCUGAUGUCGUGUCCCAUCCAGCCAUCCCAGGAGAAG
Messenger RNA from Suillus paluster, 1559 nucleotides. RefSeq lists its product as uncharacterized. Lineage: Eukaryota; Fungi; Basidiomycota; Agaricomycetes; Boletales; Suillaceae. The transcript has 6 exons. The annotation marks the transcript as partial. The record is from RefSeq and is a predicted model, not a curated record.